Hippopotamus amphibius kiboko is the source of this 513-nucleotide messenger RNA. Its product is annotated as 60S ribosomal protein L12-like. Gene Ontology annotation, molecular function: large ribosomal subunit rRNA binding; structural constituent of ribosome. Bases 16 to 513 code for a protein of 165 amino acids. The record is from RefSeq and is a predicted model, not a curated record. Lineage: Eukaryota; Metazoa; Chordata; Mammalia; Artiodactyla; Hippopotamidae. The transcript has a single exon. Gene Ontology annotation, biological process: translation. Gene Ontology annotation, cellular component: cytosolic large ribosomal subunit; ribosome.
CCAGCUGCCUCCAUCAUGCCGCCUAAGUUCAACCCCAACGGGAUCAAAGUUGUGUACCUGAGGUGCACUGGUGGGGAAGUCGGUGCCACAUCUGCCCUGGCCCCCAAGAUCAGCCCCCUGGGUCUGUCUCCAGAAAAGGUUGGUGAUGACAUCACCAAGGCAACUGGUGACUGGAAGGGUCUGAGGAUUACAGUGAAACUGACCAUUCAGAAUAGACAGGCCCAGAUUGAGGUGGUACCUUCUGCCUCUGCCCUGAUCAUCAAAGCCCUCAAAGAACUGCCAAGAGACAGAAAGAAGCAGAAAAGCAUUAAGCACAGUGGAAACAUCACUUUUGAUGAAAUUGUCAACAUUGCCCGACAGAUGCGGCAUCGAUCUUUAGCUGGAGAACUCUCUGGAACCAUUAAAGAGAUCCUGGGGACCGCCCAGUCUGUGGGCUGCAAUGUUAAUGGCCGCCACCCUCACCACAUCAUAGAUGACAUCAACAGUGGUGCGGUGGAAUGCCCAGCUAGUUAA